CUUCUCCAGCUAAACAUUACAGAUGAGUUCGCCUUCUCCGUUUCCUCCUAACUCUGCUGCUUUUCCGCUGAGCUACAACGACCAAGCCAAGCGCAUACCGCAACUACAUGUCAGAUGAUGCGCUGAGGGUGGUUUUUAAUAAAGACCACCCGCUAUGCAGUGCUGGUGCUCGGUGUUCGGCUUGUAGGUAUCUGUGCGGCCGCAGAGUGUAGAGAUCAGGAAGCUGAAGAAAAGAGAAGUGAGAGAAGCAGACAGACAGGAGGCCACGGUUCCCCCUCAAACACAUACAUACAUCACCUCGGCCUUGAUGGUGAUGUAUGCAAGGAAACCAACAAGAGUCAGCGAUGGGUGCAACGACAGAAGGGAUUCGCAAUCCUAUCAGACCCAUAAAUCUCAGCCAAAGAGCCAGUCCAGCAGCCUUCACCGGUAUGACAAGGUGCGUGAUGGCUCUUCUGACCCAACACCCCCUUACAAGAUGCUGCGGCGCUCAGACGAAAGUCCUGUCAGCAGGCAUGGAGACGGAGCAGGACACGGCAAGGCAAAAACCUCUCACACUGUCAGAGGAAAAAAUGGGACCAGCGGCUCUCCUCAGGAGAACUCGCACAACAACAGCUCCCACCACGGCUCAGACUCGCAUGCGACUCAGAGCAAGCCUGCAGACAGGGAGCCGGCGGAUGACUGGACAGAACACAUCAGCUCCUCUGGGAAGAAGUACUACUACAACUGUAGAACUGAGGUCUCCCAAUGGGAGAAGCCCAAGGACCUGUUGGAGAGGGAACAACGACAGAAAGAUCCAGUCAAGAUGGCGGCGAACAGCUUCCCCAGGGACAUGGACUACAGACAAGAGGCCUUGCAGGACAAAGCCACAACAAAGACCACAUCGGCGGACCAGUCCACUGCAUCCAACUCCGGCCAUUCCUCCUCUUCCUCUACUUCUCAGAGCAUCAACUCUGCUUCUGGUGCUCUAGGUUCCACCCCCUCCACCAUGUCUUCCUCCUCUUCCUCCGCCUCAGGACAGGUGCCUCAGUCUCUCCAGUCCCCGUCACCAGCACUGCUGCAGGACCCGGCCCUCCUACAUCAGCUCCUCCCGGCGCUGCAGGCCACUCUGCAAAUGAACAACGGCAGCAUGGACAUGGCUAAACUCAACGAAGUCUUGGCAGCUGCUGUCACCCAAGCUUCCUUGCGGUCUGUGCUUCAUAAACUCCUCACUGCUGGACCUGCUUUCAACAUCACUGCUCUGCUCUCAGCUGCUCAGCACUCCAACCAAGCCCAGCACUCCAGUCAGUCCCCCGUCUCUCUGACAUCAGAUGCAUCGUCACCGCGACCGUACGUCUCGCCACGGAACGGCACACCACAGAGCAACCAGAAACCCCUCAUGGGUGUGCACCAAGGCAGCAUCACAUCCUCACAAACAAGGGGCAGCAUGUCUUCAGGGAAAGGAUCAGCUCCCCUGUCUCAGACUGCAGAGAAGCGUCCAGAGGACCCCAGAACUCUCCAGCAGAGAAGCCAGGAGAUUCUGUGUCUGGGAUCGACCCUACCUGGUGCUGCGUUGCCCCAUGUCCCUUCCAGCAGCACUAGCCAAUCACCGGGCGACAACCCUGGCUCCUACACCCCCACCCUGGCAGCUCAUUUCGAUGAGAACCUCAUCAGACAUAUCCAAGGAUGGCCUUCAGAGAACACUGAGAAACAGGCGGCUCGGUUGCGUGAGGACAUCCACAACAUGGGCAGCUUGUACAUGUCAGAGAUCUGCACAGAGAUGAAAAACCUGCGCUCCCUGGUCCGAGUGUGUGAGAUUCAGGCCACGCUGAGGGAACAGAGAAUCCUUUUUCUGAGGCAGCAGAGCAAAGAGCUGGACAAGCUGAAGAACCAGAACUCGUACAUGGUGUGAGGAGCAGACCGCCGAAGAAAGGACUGGGAUGGAUGGAUGGAAAAACGCUAGAAAUGAAAGAGGAUAAACAUGGACAGCAUCCGCUACAGCCUGUUUAUUCUCUGUUUGAGCGACUGGGAAAAGCUUUCAGAAAUAAAUGAGUCGGCUGCUGAAGAGGUGAAGCUCCAUCAUCCUGAACAUGUCUUUUUUUCUGUCCUUUUUUUUUUUUUUUUUAAGAAUUUGUUUUUCCAGUGUCCACCACAUACUCUCUGAAAGGUGAAAUUGUCAGUUCACCGAGACGGACACUUUACCCGGUGGACACAGAGGACCUGAGGCUCUUUUCAAACAGCACCUUCUCGGACUGUGAACCUUGGAUUGUGUGUAUCGUAUUGGGUUAACUUUGUUUUCUGGUGUGUUUCUUGAUGUGUAGUGGUCAGGAAAAGAUUACAAUUAAUUCUUGGGAAAAUCAUCUAAAACAAAACCAUCUCAUAAUAAUCAGUGUGACAUUAUUUUUUCUUUUCGGUGGAUGUUUGAACAGAAUCGUUCGCCUGCCAAUCUUCGGAAACAGACUUUGUCAUGCAUUGAAAUGUAUGGAUUCAAUAGCAGUGAUGUUACUAAUGUUAUUUUUUAUUCACUAUACCUGUCCGUGGUUUUUCCAGAUCAGCGUGUCUUUGUGCUGGUUGGUUUUUUCAUGUCAAGAGAUUAGCGAAGACCUUCUGCCAGACCUGUCUGAAAACACGUCAA
Messenger RNA from Labrus bergylta (ballan wrasse), 2611 nucleotides. Its product is annotated as WW domain-containing adapter protein with coiled-coil. Gene Ontology annotation, molecular function: RNA polymerase II complex binding; chromatin binding. Gene Ontology annotation, biological process: positive regulation of TORC1 signaling; regulation of autophagy. Lineage: Eukaryota; Metazoa; Chordata; Actinopteri; Labriformes; Labridae. Gene Ontology annotation, cellular component: nucleus. The record is from RefSeq and is a predicted model, not a curated record.